GGCAAAGGAACUUUUAGAAAAUUUUACGGCAAUUAAAAUGGCAAAAGCCUUCUUUGUAAACAGUGGAUCAGAAGCCAAUGAUACUCAGGUGAAGCUGGUUUGGUAUUAUAAAAAUGCACUUGGAAGAUCAAAUAAAAAGAAAUUUAUAGCUCGAGAGAAGUCGUAUCAUGGUUCAACUUUGAUAUCAGCUAGUCUUUCUGGCCUUCCCGCUUUGCAUCAAAAAUUUGAUCUGCCAGCUCCAUUUGUAUUGCAUACUAAUUGCCCUCAUUACUGGCGCUUUCAUCUUCCAGGAGAAACAGAGGAGGACUUCUCAACCAGAUUAGCCAAUAAUUUGGAGAAUCUUAUCCUCAAAGAAGGACCAGAGACGAUUGCUGCUUUCAUUGCCGAACCUGUCAUGGGGGCAGGAGGCGUGAUACUUCCUCCUGCAACAUAUUUUGACGAGAUUCAAGAUGUUGUAAAGAAAGAUGACAUUCUUUUCAUUGUGGACGAGGUAAUUGGUGGAUUUGGAAGGCCGGGCACAAUGUUUGGGUGCGACAAGUACAAACAUAAAACCAGACCUUGUGUCCCUUGCAAAGUACUUGUGAGCCCCGAAGUAUCAGCAGUCAUACAUGCAUUGAACACUCCUGAGUAA
Molecule: messenger RNA, 631 nt
Organism: Juglans regia (Persian walnut)
Lineage: Eukaryota; Viridiplantae; Streptophyta; Magnoliopsida; Fagales; Juglandaceae
Product: gamma aminobutyrate transaminase 3, chloroplastic-like
Exons: 9
Coding region: 38-631 (197 amino acids)
Biological process (GO): biotin biosynthetic process
Molecular function (GO): S-adenosyl-L-methionine:8-amino-7-oxononanoate transaminase activity; pyridoxal phosphate binding
Source: RefSeq, a predicted model, not a curated record